Molecule: messenger RNA, 1221 nt
Organism: Ascochyta rabiei
Lineage: Eukaryota; Fungi; Ascomycota; Dothideomycetes; Pleosporales; Didymellaceae
Exons: 1
Coding region: 1-1221 (406 amino acids)
Source: RefSeq, a predicted model, not a curated record
AUGCAACAGAAUCCCAGCACCGCAGAACAUCACCGCCAACGCCACGUCACGCCCCGUCACGUCACGACACGACACGACACGUCGCGAUUGAGUAGGGGAGUAGCUGACAGCGGGCGGGCACGACGGGCACUAGCAGUUCGGUCCCAAACUGCGAACCCCCCGGCCGCCGCGACCGACGGCAGGGCAACCCCAGAACACAGGCCGCCAACCAACGGCAGCGCUGUGGGGAUCCGUGAGGGACCGAAGAAAGCCGGUGCGCGGGCCAGCCUCCUGCCAGUCUCGCUGCUGGGGAUAGGGGGACUUGGAGGGAAGAUUUCGUUGUGCGUACUGGUCUCGCUGCAUGCGCUGGGAGGGGAGGGGGUGGGUGGAUGGAUGGAUGGAGGGAGCAUGUCGUGUAUACGAUUUACGUCACAUCACUUCAAGACGGUGCCAUUCCAUGCGCUUGAAUUCACUUCACCUCACCUCACUUCCCUUCCCUUCCCUUCCCGUCAUUCCACCUCCACCCUUCCCUUCCUGUCAUUCCACCUUCACCCUUCCCUUCCCGUCAUUCCACCUUCACCCUUCCCUUCCCGUCAUUCCACCUUCACCCAGUCCAUCUCAGUAAACACCAGCAUCAUGACCUCAACCCCACCCCAAGCCCGCCUCGCCGACGUCGCCACCGCCACCACCCUCCACACGUCGCGCAAACACACCGCACUCCACUGCACCGCCCUCGCCUUCGUACACGCACAGCGACACAACGCCUCGCUCGACACUCGCAUGGACUUUGCCGCGCUGCGCUCCCUCGCCGCACCCCACUUCUCCCACACCUUCGGCCCCGCGUACGCCGUGUCGUGCGCGCCCAAGCUGCAGGGCGCCUUCACCCUCGACGGGCUGCUGGCGCACUUGGGCGCCAUGGUGCCGCUGCUGGAGGGGUGGGAGGUCGAGGUGACAGGCUGUGUGGUGGAUGAGGUGGGGGAGCGUGUUGUCGUGAGAGCGAGUUACUACAUGCGCGUUCGAGGUGCGAGGGAGACGGUGGAGAAUGAGGUCGUGUGGUGGUUGGAGCUUGAGGAGAGCUUGCCUGGGAGUGCGAUUGGGAAGGAGGAGGUGGGUGGUGGGUGGAGGGUUACGAGGAGUACCGAGAUGGUGGAUGCUGGGGCGGCGGGGAGGAUUAGGGAGUUGAUGGCGGGGAACAAGGGGGAGGAGGUGGUGCGGAGGGACUCGGCGUUGGUUGCUGCUUAG